AGUUUGUUUCACUGUGUUUGUUUUGUGUUGGGUUCUGUCUUGCAAGUGGAACGGAAUGGCCGAUGAGAAAUGCGCCCCUCCCAGCUCGCCCCGACCCUGACCCCAGAUGUUGUGUAGGUGACAGGCCUUUCUGUCCUGGAGGAACUGCAGGUAUCCCAACUUUUAGCGAAACGGACAAAGUCGAGAUCUACCAUUCUGAUUCGGAACUAUUGCCUUCACCUGCGGCACGUAAUCUGACCCAUGCGUCACUCUACAUCAGUAACUUGAACACCGGCAAGAACUACACGCUUGAGUGGUAUUCGUUCUUCAAGUUAGCGAACUGCAUGAAGCCAAAGGUUCUGGACGAUGACUCUCUCCUCUGGUGCAACCAGGGUGGGUCCUGUUUCAUGGACAACGUCGUACCCCGACUGAAGGCGGGGGAGCGUUUUCUCGUGGCUACGAUAUCAGGUGCGACGUUCAACUCCUUUGCCGACUGGGUGCGACGUGAUAACAACACUCAGGUCAUGGGACAAGGGUAUUACAUUGCCACGUCUCCAGAUGGACAGCUAUGGUUUGAAGCUAAUGACUGCGGCACGUUCGCUAUUCGUGCAUACGACGCACUUUCUGACUUGGGGGUGAAGUUCUACCAGGCCAGACAGCCCCACUACAGCCGAGGCUUUAUCUCCGCGAAGCAGCCAACAUUCCUGGGAAGUGUGACAGACAUCUUUGGCCCAACCGGGAACCAUACGCUGGCCGGGAAACUCGUGCAGUAUUACAAAGAAGACGACCGAAAAGAGGUUGAGAUGGAGUAUGGUUACAUGUACUUCAAUCAAGCCUACUGGAAUUACACGAAAACUAGCACUAGUAUAAUAAUCACUAACGUGUUUGUGCCGCUUCCUGGUGGUCAGUCGUAGCUCAUUCGGCUGCACUCGGCUGUACUCGACUGACUCCGUUACCUAUAUUAUAAUCCGGGCAGCAAUGGAAUAUUUGUAUUGCAUCCUUUCACUGUGAUAUAUAUAUAUCACAGUGAAAGGAUAUAUAAAAUGAAAACAAAUCUAGAUUUAUAUAUAAGCAUGUCUAGUUUGCUCUAUUCCAAAUUCAGAGAAAAACAUAUGUUAAACAUCUGAGAGGGGAGAAAUGUAUUGUUUCCAAAAAGAUUUCAUGGACAAUGUUAGUCUAAACGACCAAUACCAGCCUAUGCAGAUCGUACAUGAUCGGCGAUUUCGAGAAAAGAUUUUUCAUGGUUAAUUGUAAUUAGGUAUACAAUUUGGUAUCGAGAAACAGGUUUGUGUUGUGUAAUGAUAUAGUCACGUGAACGAUGUUUUAUAUAUGACUAUAGUUCAUCUGUCAGGGCCAUAAUAGAUUAACUCUCGUCACAUGAAAUCAUCGCUUGUUCCUUAACAUAUUUUUAGUUGUAUAGAUUCCUUCCAAUGCUAGCGGAGAUAAAGUAUGAGAGAGUCUUCAAUGUAGGUAUGUAGUACCAUACUUUUCUGGUGCAAAAUCUUGAAAUUUUGAAAGUUUUCGUCGUGGGAUUAUCUUAAUAUCCUUUGGAUUACAAAUAUAAAGUAACCCCAUCUAACAAUCCUUAGCAAUCAAUAAUACAUCAUAUGCUAGUUUACCCACAUUGAUAUUAUAGUAUAUUCUAUUUUUUUAGUACAGGGUAUUUCGAUGACUUAAAAAUUCUGAUUGUUCACUAAAAGGCCAAAGGCCAUAGAGCAGCCUGUUUCCGCAUCCUAUGGCUGCACAAUUUGACAAAACUGUUAACAUACACUAAAGCCAGAUUUUUGGUUUUGGUGUGGUGAUUUUUGGCACAAAUAUUCAGAUCGGUAGGUCGAAAAAAAUAUUAAAAAUUAAAAAAUCCAAGUUCAAAUUUAUUUAUUUUCUGUUUCUUCUCGCAAUUCGUUAUAUUUUUUUUUCAAUAUUUUAAGCUGAAUUAUCAACAGGUUUUAAUUAUACAUA
Messenger RNA from Haliotis rufescens (red abalone), 1938 nucleotides. Its product is annotated as ceroid-lipofuscinosis neuronal protein 5-like. The record is from RefSeq and is a predicted model, not a curated record. The coding region runs from base 63 to 893 and encodes 276 amino acids. Gene Ontology annotation, molecular function: hydrolase activity, acting on glycosyl bonds. Lineage: Eukaryota; Metazoa; Mollusca; Gastropoda; Lepetellida; Haliotidae. Gene Ontology annotation, cellular component: lysosome; lysosomal membrane. The transcript is spliced from 5 exons. Gene Ontology annotation, biological process: lysosome organization.